Molecule: messenger RNA, 363 nt
Organism: Raphanus sativus (radish)
Lineage: Eukaryota; Viridiplantae; Streptophyta; Magnoliopsida; Brassicales; Brassicaceae
Product: protein GOLVEN 3-like
Exons: 4
Coding region: 1-363 (120 amino acids)
Source: RefSeq, a predicted model, not a curated record
AUGGCGAGAUUCACAAUCACAAUACUAUCCUUCCUUAUAAUCAUUCAAGCCCUAGAAGAGGACCGUAUCCUAGUCUAUGCUUAUGAAGGCGGAGAUGCUGGUCAUAAGAGUCUUGACUAUCUUGGAGAUAAAGAUACAUCGAUACUACAUCCUAAAGAAUCGUAUGACUUCACCAACAUUGCUGCACCGAGGAAACUAAGGUUCGGGAGAACAAUGAGAGCUACAGUGGCUAGAACCAAAAAGGAGCAAGUGAAGGUGACCAAUAAUGAUGAAUGGAUUUUGAAGAUUUCAGAAGAGCACAAGACGACCAAUAUAUUGGCAGAGCUUGACACCACAAAGGUUUGUUGUGAAAGCACCAUAUAA